AUGUACACAAACACGCUCACUCGCAUUUAUUUACAUAAAACAGAGUCGAAGAGAGAUUAUCUGGUGUUUAUAAACGUUUGUUUUAUUUUUUCCUCUUCGUUUCGUUCAAUUACACCGUCCGCCAUAUUUUCUUUCUUUCUUUCUUUUUCGGGCUUUCUACCCCCAUUUGAUUCCUUUCUUUCCUUCUUUCUGUCGUUCUUUUUUUUUUACUUUUUCGAACACUUUUCUUUCUUUCUUUCUUUCUUUCUUUUACUCUUUCGCCACUUUCUUUCAUUAAUUCUUUCUUUCUUUCUUUUCUCAUUUGUUUUUCUUUCUUUUACUUUUGUACCACUUUUUCUUUCUUUCUUUUUUCUUUUUCAUACUUUCUUACUUUCACUCUUGAACCACAUUCUUUCUUUCUUUCUUUUACUUUUAUACGACUUUCUUGUCUUUCUUUCUUUCUUUCUUUCUUUCUUUCUUUUAUUACUUGUUUUUCUUUCUUUUAUUCUUGUACCAUUUUUUCUCUCUUUCUUUCUUUUAUUCUUGUACCAUUUUUUCUCUCUUUCUUUCUUUUACUCUUGUACCACAUUCUUUCUUUCAUUCUUUCUUUCUUUUAUCAUUUGUUUUUCUUUCUUUUACUUUUGUAUCACCUUCUUGUCUUUCUCUCUUUCUAUCUUUCUUUCUUUCUUUCUUUCAUUCUUUCUUACUUUUACUCUUGGACCACAUUCUUUACUUUCUUUCUUUCUUUCUUUCUCUCUUUUACUCUUGGGCCACAUUCUUUUCUUUCUUUCUUUCUUUCUUUCUUUUUUUCUUUCUUUCUUUUUUUCUUUCUUUCUUGUCUUUCUUUCUCUCUUUUACUCUUGGGCCAAAUUCUUUUCUUUCUUUCUUUCUUUCUUUUUUUCUUUCUUUCUUUUUUUCUUUCUUUCUUGUCUUUCUUUCUCUCUUUUACUCUUGGGCCACAUUCUUUUCUUUCUUUCUUUCUUUCUUUCUUUCUUUCUUUCUUUCUUUCUUUCUUUUACUCUUGGACCACAUUCUUUACUUUCUUUCCUUCUUUCUUUCUUUCCUUCUUUCUUUCUUUCUUUUUUUCUUUCUUUCUUGUCUUUCUUUCUCUCUUUUACUCUUGGGCCACAUUCUUUACUUUCUUUCUUUCUUUCUUUCUUUCUUUCUUUCUUUCUUUUACUCUUGUAA
Acanthosepion pharaonis is the source of this 1167-nucleotide messenger RNA. The record is from the annotation of a GenBank genome assembly. Lineage: Eukaryota; Metazoa; Mollusca; Cephalopoda; Sepiida; Sepiidae.